Fomitopsis serialis is the source of this 949-nucleotide messenger RNA. RefSeq lists its product as uncharacterized. Gene Ontology annotation, molecular function: protein binding. Gene Ontology annotation, cellular component: Cul4-RING E3 ubiquitin ligase complex. The record is from RefSeq and is a predicted model, not a curated record. The transcript has 11 exons. Bases 90 to 914 code for a protein of 274 amino acids. NCBI's taxonomy places the organism in Eukaryota, Fungi, Basidiomycota, Agaricomycetes, Polyporales, Fomitopsidaceae.
UCUCUGCUCACGCAAACCCGCGCAAUUCAGCUGCAAACGUCUCUGGAAAUUUCUUCUACCUAGUUCCCUGAUUUACCUCACCCCAAGAGAUGCCGAAAGAACUGCCUGGACUCUAUUGGGAUGAGGACAAGAAGCGAUACUUCCCAUUAGCUAUGAAGCCGAAACCACCUAUAGGACACGUUGCUGCAACCCAAGAAUCAGGGGACGAACCUUCCCGAAAGCGAAGACGCGUCGAAGGCGGAACUCCUACGUUCUCUGCGCUCGAGAAGCUACGGACUUCCUGCGGGAGCACUUCCAUAGACAGAGGGCUGUGCAAGGACAAGACUGCCGGUGACUUUGGAAGCUGCUUUGUGAUGUUGGGCGAUAGCAGAGGGUGGCUGUACUCACUUAGCGACGACAAUCCGAUCGCGUUAUCAAAUGCAAGACAGAGCUCAAUAUUGCUCAUCGGUAGGUCUUUGGUUUCCGCGAUAUGCUCUUGGGGCACGCGACGCGUUGCCGCGUCGUUUGGUUGGCCUUGCAAGAUAUUUAUCCGUGAAAUCCAACCUUCUGCCGAUGUCGUCUGUCACGACGUGGCAACAGCUGUCUUGCAAGAUCGAACACUUGCGUUGGUCCUCCCUACAGGCAGCGACGUGCUGUCGGUAUCCUUAGAUAAUAACCUGGUGUACGCAGGGACCCGGAGUGGAUUCGUCACCCGCUUCGACUCGCGCUUAUUUCGGCGCUCGCCGAACUCCAUCACUCAUCUCAAUGUUAUACACCAACAUGCAAUACUAGUAGGCACCAUUCGAGGAGAUCUCGAGGUACACGACCUACGAUUCAUGCGCGAGUCGGAGCCUCUACUGCAGCUGUCGGGUCAUGUCCGUUCAAGUGCGACCAGACUGGUUCGUUUCUCUAUUGCUCAUGCGCAGCCACGCUGAGACUGAAUUGUCCCUCCAGGGUCUGGCAAUCGACC